Dunckerocampus dactyliophorus (ringed pipefish) is the source of this 2088-nucleotide messenger RNA. RefSeq names its product hepatic and glial cell adhesion molecule a (gene hepacama). The transcript is spliced from 9 exons. Lineage: Eukaryota; Metazoa; Chordata; Actinopteri; Syngnathiformes; Syngnathidae. The coding region runs from base 310 to 1776 and encodes 488 amino acids. The record is from RefSeq and is a predicted model, not a curated record.
CGACAAGUUAAUUAAAGAGCGCCAAUAAAUGAAAUUUGAAGCACAAAUACAAUUUGCUGUUACUUUAAUAAUUAUCUGGACAAUCUGGCAAGUAACAGGACACCAGGAAACAGUCCAUUGCACUUUCAGGGGACAACUAAAGUUGUCUGUUGUUGGCUGUGACUAGGGGUGCUGUGAGGCGAGAGUGGGGCUCAGUCAGUGUGGCCAGGAAGAGGCCAGUGUUGCAGGCAGUGUUGAUUCACAGAGACGUGCCCAGCGUGGUUAAACCAUGCUCACUAAGUGGGAGAACGCCUCUGCCCAGGAAACAAGAUGAAGGUGGAGGAGAGGAAGAGCUCCUCUUCAGGCGACAUUCUCUCUGCUGACGUUCCUAAGCUCCUCACGCUGGUUGGCCUCCUCCUGCAACUCCUUACAGAGCAUACUAAGGCAUUAAGGCACCAAUGCAAAGAAUUUGGACUCAUUAAGUCGGCAUCAAAGGGACCGUUAACAAGAGGGCCACAGCAGAUAAUGGCCACUCCUACUGAAAGCCUUGCUGUGAUGUUGAACUCGGGCGAGGUGUCAGGGGUCAACGUGACCAGCCAAACCCAGGUGGUGAGGGGCAUCGUGGGCAAAGAGGCCCUCCUGUCCGUCAGCUACACCAGCAGCAGCACAGACAAGCCGGUCAUCAAGUGGCAGCUGAAGAGGGACAAAGUCAAACCCGUCACCGUGGUGCAAUCCAUCGGUACCGAUAUCAUUGGGAACCUUCGGCCGGAGUACCGCAACCGCAUCCUGGUGCUCGAGAACGGCUCGCUGCUGCUUCACAACCUGCAGCUGUCGGACGAAGGGGCCUACGAAGUGGAGAUCUCCAUCACGGAUGACACCUUCACAGGGGAGCACUACAUUGAGCUGACGGUGGAUGUCCCCGUCUCCAAGCCAUACAUCCAGAUGGUGGCGUCGUCUGUCCUUGAGUACAGCGAGCACUUCCACUUGCACUGCUCCCACGACAAUGGCACCAAGCCCGUGUACUCUUGGCUGAAGGGAGGCAAGGUGCAGACCAACGACUCUCGCCUGCUGCUCUCGCACGACCAGAAGGUGCUGACCAUCUCGCGCGUCCUCAUGUCGGACGAUGACGUCUACACUUGCACGGUGGAGAACCCCAUCAGCAGCAUGAGAAGCACCCCCGUCAGGCUCACCGUCUACAGACGGAGCUCGCUGUACAUCAUCCUGUCCACCGGGGGCAUAUUCCUCCUCAUCACCCUGGUGACUGUGUGUGCCUGUUGGAAGCCUUCCAAAAAGAAGCAUAGGCCCGUCCCCCAGAGGGCUCCCAUCUAUAUGGAGCAGACUGAAAAUGGCCACGAUGUCGAUGUCGUACCAAAACCAAGCACGCUCGGUCGAAGGAGCCCCAUGCCCCUCUAUGUACUCAACGAAGAUGAGACUCUGGAGCGUUUGGAAGAAAGUUCUAGCAAUGCUUUCAGCCAAUCAGAAAUCAGUAUCCCAGCCACCUACAUCCCGGUCCUCCCCCCUCACGCCCACAGAACUGAGCAGCCAAUCUGGACCACCCCGCGCAGGUAUUCCCGCAGCCCCUCCCCACUGGCGCAGCUCCUCCCACAAGCAGCGCCCCCCGCGGGUCCUCCCCACACGCCCGUCCGCUCGCCGGCCCACUCCCCCUGCUCGUCCCCACGCAGCUUCAGCCCCAUCAGAAAGGUCCGGCCCCCGGUCGGAAUCCCCAACAUCCGCCUGCCCGUGGAGGCUGAGAGUCCCACCCCCAGCGAGAAGACACAGGGUCCUCCCCAGCAGUGACGGCGUGUUGUUGAUCAUGUGUGCUGUAUGUUUCCAAGGAGGAUGAUGCAUGCACAGGGCAAAGGAUGCUAAAGUUUGCACCAUCGAGUCCUCCAUCGCCACCAGCAAUACUUGUGUAGCCUCUUGAUGACAUCCUGUAAUGUAAAAGUCAUAGGUUACAUGUACUAUGCAGAGCUCUGGUAUCAAUUGUUUUCCUUUUGGAUGUAUUAUUAAUUCGCUGGGAACUUCUGGUAAGUAGUUUAGGGAUUUCCAUUUGUUCUGUGUUAUCUUUUAAAACCUCAAAGUGGUCUUAUUGUAUAACUACAAAAUAAA